UCAUUUCCUAAUGUAAUGUGCUCAACAGUCGGCACGUUACCUCAAAUUAUCAAAAAGGAAAAAAUCUGCUGAUUUGGUUCCUUCACCAAGCCGCUACUUAUAUAUUCCGAACCUAGAAAACUCUCUAGUUAGACGGCGAGUUCCCCUUUAGAUUCAGGUGAGAAACCCCCGAAUAGGAGCCAUGGGUAAACACUCGAGAUCCAAAUCCUCGUCGUCGGAGCCUCCAUCGGAUAGUUCGGAGGAGGAACAAGUCCAGGAUCAGGUCAAUGAGGAAGAAGACGAAGAGGAGCUCGAGGCCGUCGCGAGGACUGCUGAGGACUCCGACGAGGAGGACAAUGACGCCGCCACCGACGUGGCAGACCAAGACGAUGGGGAUAAUGAGGAAGAGGUUGCAGCCAAUGAAAUAUCCAAGCGCGAAAAGGCCAGGUUGAAAGAGAUGGAGAGGAUCAAGAAGAAGAAAAUACAAGAAAUGUUGGAUUCACAGAAUGCUGCCAUUGAUGCUGACAUGGACAACAAGGGAAAGGGGCGACUGAAGUAUCUCUUGCAGCAAACUGAGCUAUUUGCACAUUUUGCCAAAAGCGAGCAGUCUACCUCUCAAAAGAAGACAAAGGGAAGGGGUCGUCAUGCAUCAAAAGUAACUGAAGAGGAAGAAGAUGAAGAGUAUCUCAAAGAUGAAGAAGACGGACUUUCUGGGAAUACACGAUUGGUGGCACAACCCUCCUGUAUUCAAGGGAAGAUGAGGGAUUAUCAACUCGCUGGUUUGAACUGGCUGAUACGACUGUAUGAGAAUGGAAUAAAUGGAAUACUUGCUGAUGAAAUGGGUCUUGGUAAGACAUUGCAAACUAUCUCCUUGCUGGGCUAUCUACGUGAAUUUAGAGGAAUAACUGGUCCUCAUAUGGUUGUUGCUCCAAAAUCGACUCUUGGCAAUUGGAUGAACGAAAUCAAACGUUUCUGUCCUGUUUUACGUGCUGUUAAGUUCCUUGGAGAUCCUGAUGAAAGGAGAUACAUACGUGAGGAGUUACUUGUUGCGGGGAAGUUUGACGUGUGUGUCACAAGCUUUGAGAUGGUUAUCAAAGAGAAGUCUGCUUUACGGCGCUUUAGUUGGCGUUACAUCAUAAUUGAUGAGGCACAUAGGAUCAAGAAUGAAAAUUCUCUUCUUUCAAAAACAAUGAGGCUCUACAACACUAAUUAUAGACUACUUAUCACGGGGACACCACUUCAGAAUAAUCUUCACGAACUCUGGGCGCUUCUGAACUUUCUGCUGCCUGAGAUCUUUAGCUCAGCUGAGACUUUUGAUGAGUGGUUCCAGAUUUCUGGUGAAAAUGACCAGCAGGAGGUGGUCCAACAGCUUCAUAAGGUCCUCCGUCCAUUCCUUCUUAGGAGGCUGAAGUCUGAUGUGGAGAAAGGCCUGCCUCCCAAAAAAGAAACAAUUCUUAAGGUUGGUAUGUCCCAGAUGCAGAAGCAGUACUACAAGGCUCUGCUGCAGAAAGAUCUUGAGGUUGUCAAUUCUGGAGGAGAGCGCAAGCGUCUUCUCAAUAUAGCAAUGCAGCUACGUAAAUGCUGUAAUCAUCCAUAUCUUUUCCAAGGUGCUGAGCCAGGACCUCCAUAUACAACAGGAGAGCAUCUCGUAGAAAAUGCUGGGAAAAUGGUUCUUCUAGAUAAGUUGCUUCCUAAAUUGAAGGAACGUGGCUCAAGGGUCUUAAUAUUUUCACAGAUGACAAGGCUAUUGGACAUCCUUGAAGACUACUUGAUGUACAAAGGUCACCAAUAUUGUCGGAUUGAUGGAAAUACUGGUGGUGAGGAUCGUGAUGCUUCUAUUGAGGCUUUUAACAAACCAGGGAGUGAAAAAUUUGCAUUCUUAUUGUCAACCAGAGCUGGUGGUCUUGGUAUCAAUCUUGCUACAGCAGAUGUUGUUAUUCUUUAUGAUAGUGAUUGGAAUCCACAGGCUGAUUUGCAGGCUCAGGACCGAGCCCAUAGGAUUGGUCAGAAGAAGGAAGUCCAAGUAUUCCGCUUCUGCACUGAGUAUACCAUUGAGGAAAAGGUGAUUGAAAGGGCUUACAAGAAGCUAGCACUUGAUGCAUUGGUUAUCCAGCAGGGGCGGCUAGCUGAGCAGAAAGCUGUUAAUAAGGAUGAGCUGCUGCAAAUGGUGCGAUUUGGUGCUGAAAUGGUUUUCAGUUCCAAAGAUAGCACCAUUACUGAUGAGGAUAUAGAUAGAAUAAUUGCUAAAGGAGAAGAGGCAAAAGCUGAACUUGAUGCCAAGAUGAAGAAGUUUACAGAAGAUGCUAUCAAGUUUAAGAUGGAUGACACUGCUGAUUUGUAUGACUUUGGUGAAGAGGAGGAUAAAAACAAGGUGGAUUUCAAGAAAAUUAUCAGCGACAAUUGGGUAGAACCUUCAAAAAGAGAAAGAAAGCGCAACUACUCAGAGUCUGAAUACUUCAAGCAGACCAUGCGUCAGAGCGCCCCUGCAAGACCUAAAGAGCCUCGGAUCCCUCGGAUGCCUCAGCUGCACGAUUUUCAGUUCUUCAAUACACAGAGACUGAGUGAGUUGUAUGAGAAGGAAGUGCGCUAUCUUAUGCAAACACACCAGAAGAAUCAGGUUAAAGACACUAUAGAGGUGGAAGAACCUGAAGAUGCAGGAGAGCCUUUAACGGCUGUAGAGCAGGAGGAGAAGGAGCGACUAUUGGAAGAGGUANUUUACAUGACAUACUGGCAGCUAUUUAAAACAGAAAAGCGCUCGCUUCGGUCGCUUCGCUUCGUCGCUUCUCGCUUUUUAGCGGGAAGCGCACGCUUUUGUCUACCUGAUCCUCUUCAUAUAGCAGAGGCGGUUAAAGGGUCGCUUCGUCUUGCUUUAAGCGAGGACGCGACCGCUUUUCACAACCCUGAGUGUUACAAGUAUUUGGAACAUGUGAGAGGACAUGAAACUCUUUUGACGCAAUUUUUGGUUUAUGUUCUUGGAAAACAGUUUUCUGAAAAGCGAGCGAUUCUGCGCUUCUCGCUUCAAGGUCGCUUCGCGCUUUUUCGACUGAAGCGAGCGCUUCGUGUGGUCGAGUCGCCUCAGUUUAGUUUAAUGGAUAUGAUGCUUGCAGAUUAUGACAGGAUUAUUAAGAACAUUGAAAGAGGAGAGGCUAGAAUUUCACGGAGAGAUGAGAUUAUGAAAGCAAUUGGUAAGAAGUUGGAUCGAUACAAAAAUCCAUGGUUGGAAUUGAAGAUCCAGUAUGGUCAGAACAAAGGGAAGCUGUAUAACGAGGAGUGUGAUCGUUUCAUGAUAUGUAUGGUUCACAAGCUCGGCUAUGGAAAUUGGGAUGAGCUGAAGGCUGCAUUUCGCUCAUCACCCUUGUUCCGGUUUGAUUGGUUUGUGAAGUCUCGUACCACUCAAGAACUUGCCAGAAGAUGCGAUGCACUUAUUCGGUUGAUUGAGAGGGAAAAUCAAGAAUUUGAUGAGAGGGAGAGGCAGGCACGCAAAGAAAAGAAGCUUGCGAAGAACAUGACUCCAUCAAAGCGCACCUUGGCAAGACAGGCAGCUGAAAGCCCUCCUACUUCGAAGAAGCGGAAGUAAUUUUCAAUGGAUGGCUAUGUCAUCUCGGGAAGUAGGAAAUGAGAGUAAAAACGAGCACUUAUUUAUUUCGUGAUCUAAUCAUCUGGUACUUAAUUAAGAACGUUAUGCAAUUAGAUCCUCUGGUAUUUUUUGUUUUU
Messenger RNA from Nicotiana tabacum (common tobacco), 3693 nucleotides. The record is from RefSeq and is a predicted model, not a curated record. Lineage: Eukaryota; Viridiplantae; Streptophyta; Magnoliopsida; Solanales; Solanaceae.